Molecule: messenger RNA, 2547 nt
Organism: Phaedon cochleariae (mustard beetle)
Lineage: Eukaryota; Metazoa; Arthropoda; Insecta; Coleoptera; Chrysomelidae
Source: the annotation of a GenBank genome assembly
AUGGAUUUCAAGUACGAUCAAUGGAAAGACAUGUAUUCUUUAGGAAUUAUGACCCUUACGCGGACCCCGUGUGAGCUCGACAAGAUGAGCCUUUUUCAGGAUUUGAAACUAAAAAGAAGAAAAGUGGAUUCUCGUUGCAGCAGUGACGGCGAAUCGAUCGCCGACACGAGCACCUCCUCCUCGCACGACCUCCUAUGCCCGCCCGCCUCGCCCAAAACGGACGGCCCUGCCUCCCACCACCAGGAGGGCCCCGCCCACCGGCACCAGGAAGGCCACGCCUACCACCGGCACCAGGAAAGCCCCGCCCACCAUCGGCCGCCGCCCAGCCCCGACUCGAUGACGCCCCACCCACUCGGCCACGCCCACCACGACCGCGGGCCGCCUGCGGUGGAGAGAAGCGACGCGCGAUUGGACGAGCCGGGCGUGUUCGACGGGGGCGGCGGUGGAGGCGGGGACGGGGGCGGGACGGCUAGCGUCAUCAGGCACCUCCCGGUCAUCCGAUCUCUCAGCCCGCCCACCCGCCCAGCGCCGCAGUUCAGCCCCUCGCAGCCGCCUCGCCCACACAGCUCCCCCGGUCGCCACGCCCCCGCCAGUCCCCGCGCCAGCCCCGUCAUCCGCCACACGCCCCUCCUCCUCCAACCCCCUGCCAGCCCACGAGCGGCGCUCGCCUGCCAGGAACCCACCUCCUCCUCCAUGUCUCUCCUGACCGCGCCCACGCCCAGGGGCGUGAUCAUCGCCCAACCCACCGCCCCCUUCAACCAGCACUGGCUGAAGCAUUCGAGGAUCAACGGCGUCAAGCCCGAGAUCAUCGGCGGCACGUUCGUCAACCCGCCCGCCCCGCCCAGUCCCAGGAACAACCCAGCGGCGCGGCAAACGCCCACCGUCAUCAUGGGCGAGGCGGGCGGCGUGCGGACGAUGAUCUGGUCGCAGCCGUCGCUGACUCCGCCCCUCGGCGAGCCCACCACCUCGGGUUGGCCGGUCGCGACCAAUACGGACGAGACGGCGGCGCAGCUGCUGCUCAACCUCGGCCAGGACCGACUGCGGCCGGCGAGUCGCUGCCUGGGACCGCCCACUUCCCCCACCUCGCAGUUCUCGAGCGCGCCGCUCAACAUGGAGCGACUGUGGGCCGGCGAUCUGUGCCAGUUGCCGGCCGGGCAGCAGACGCAGGCGCUCAACCUGACUGCCCCCAUUCUCGCCCCGCCCGGGCUGUAUAGGGUGGGGCUGGAGGCCGGGCAGGCGGAGCAGAUCGAGGAGGAGGAGCAGCCGAUGAUCUGCAUGAUUUGCGAGGACAAGGCCACGGGGCUGCACUACGGGAUUAUCACGUGCGAGGGGUGCAAGGGGUUCUUCAAGAGGACUGUGCAGAAUCGGAGGGUGUAUACGUGCGUGGCGGACGGGAACUGUGAGAUUACGAAAGCGCAGCGGAACAGGUGUCAGUACUGUCGGUUUAAGAAGUGUAUAGAACAGGGGAUGGUGUUGCAAGCCGUUCGGGAAGACCGGAUGCCGGGAGGCCGUAACAGCGGCGCCGUCUACAACCUCUACAAAGUGAAAUACAAGAAGCACAAGAAGCCCACCACCAAGCAGCAGCAGCAGCACCAGCAAAAGAGCCCGAUGUCGCCGCAGCAGCAGUACAAGCAGGACCAGCAGUUCAAGCAGGAGCAGGCGCCGAUGGGCGCCAUCUGCGCCGAUCUAGUCAACGGCACGAUCCUGAAAACGGCGCUGACCAAUCCCAGCGAGGUGGUGCGCUUUCGGCAGCGCGUCGACAGUGCCGUGAGUAGUUCGCGGGACAGGAAUUUCUCCGUGGAGUACUCGCUGUCGAUGAUCAAGACGCUGAUCGACUGUGAUGAGUUCCAGGACAUCGCCACCUUGCGGAAUUUGGACGAACUGCUCGACCACAACACCGACCUGGGCGAGAAGCUGUGCAACAUCGGCGACUCGAUCGUGUACAAGCUGGUGCAGUGGACGAAAAGGUUGCCCUUCUAUUUGGAGCUGCCCGUCGAGGUGCACACGAGGUUGCUGACGCACAAGUGGCACGAGCUGCUCGUGCUGACCACCUCGGCCUACCAGGCCAUACACAAGGUGCAGGGGGAGCAGCAGAUAGCUGCUACUGUGCUCGAGACCGAUUUCAGCCAAGAGGUGGAAUCGAACCUGGGUACACUGCAGAACUGCCUGAUAUCGAUGAUGGGUAGAGAGAUAACCAUCGAGCAACUCAGACAAGACGUGGGCCUGAUGAUAGAAAGGAUCACCCACGUGACGCUGAUGUUCAGACAGAUCAAGCUGACCAUGGAAGAAUACGUGUGCCUUAAAGUUAUCACUAUGCUGAAUCAAGCAAAAUCUGCCAGUAGUUCGGGACCCAGUGAAUUGGAGAUAAUCCACGAGAGAUAUAUGACUUGCCUACGUGUUUAUACGCAACACAUGUACCCACAACAAGCUACUAGGUUUCAAGACUUACUAGUUAGGUUACCAGAAAUUCAAUCUGCAGCGUCGCUCCUGUUGGAGAGCAAAAUGUUCUACGUUCCUUUCCUGCUGAACUCGGCCAUUCAAAGGUAG